This is a messenger RNA of Fimicolochytrium jonesii, 1429 nucleotides long. RefSeq lists its product as uncharacterized. The record is from RefSeq and is a predicted model, not a curated record. Gene Ontology annotation, cellular component: mitochondrial inner membrane; uniplex complex. NCBI's taxonomy places the organism in Eukaryota, Fungi, Chytridiomycota, Chytridiomycetes, Spizellomycetales, Powellomycetaceae. Gene Ontology annotation, molecular function: uniporter activity; calcium channel activity. The coding region runs from base 404 to 1429 and encodes 341 amino acids. The transcript is spliced from 4 exons. Gene Ontology annotation, biological process: calcium import into the mitochondrion; mitochondrial calcium ion homeostasis.
CAACGAGCCAUAUGCCUAUUGCUCACUCCUUGCCUCUCCAGAUCUAUAUACGUAGUCUGACCGUUGAUCCGACUCUGGCCUUGGGGCUACCGGUUGUUCGCGCCAGUCCAUCCCGCAACGCUUAUGAGCCAAAAAACGCGUGGGAACCGACUGCUGUGCGCGCUCGCCACCCCCGCCUCGCUUGGCCCCGCUUGUACCCUGCUGCCAUUUCGGGCUUCAACUUCCGGUCGCAGGUGGGAGACGCAGGAAGGACACGGACGAGCGCCAGCAUCGCAUCGACCCCCCUCGCCGACGGCUAGCGCACCGACAGUUCUCCUCUGUCUUCCGUCACCGCCUUUCCACCAAAAAACACCGCACCUUGCCGUCACCAGGAUCACCACCCACCACUGCACCGCCCUGAACAAUGUCCCUUCGGCACAGCCUCGCACGGACGUUAACCUCAUGUCGGGGCCCCGGGUGGGCGUCUACGAAGCAAUACACUUUACCAGCCCACCUCCAAUCAGUAUCAUCGCCACGAAUACUCCCAUUCUCGCGUCUUUCCCAGCCAUCAUACACCACCACCACAACACCCACUCCCACCCCAUCCACUACCCCACCACAAACCCCCCGCAUCCACUACGAAUCCUCCACCCCCUUCCUCACCCUCCCGCUCUCUUCAAACCCCGGCAGUCAAACAGUCUUCCGAAUCUCGCCCGCGCGGCCGCUAUCCUUGCUGCUGGAGCAGAUACGGGAGGAGGAUGAAGGGGUGCAGAGUGUUGGGGUGUAUGAUUUGGGGGCGGAAGGGCAGGGCGAGGGCGGUUUUCGGUGGGCUAGAUCAACAGCCGCCCGCCACAUCCUCCGCACCGCGACCCGCCACGGCGGGUUCGUCCUCUCCAUCAACGGACACCCGCACAAAGUCCUCGUCCCGACCGCCGACGAGCGCACGGCGCCGCUGAUGAGGGAGCUGGAUAAGGUUAUGGCGGAGCUUGGGCCGCUGGCGGAGACGAAGAGGAUGUUGGAUGAGAAGGCGCAUAAGACGGGGGUGAGGAUGGCGUGGGCUGGGUUGGCGGCGCUCUGUACGCAGUUUGGGUUGAUGGCAAGAUUGACAUGGUGGGAAUACAGCUGGGACGUCAUGGAACCCAUCAGCUACUUCCUCGGUGCUGGCACAGGAAUCCUCGGCUACAUGUUCUACGUCCUCACCUCCCGCGAAUACACCUACGAGACGCUCACGGAAGUGACCGUCACGCGCCACCAGAUGCGCGGGUACAAGCGCGCGAAAUUUGAUUAUGACCGGUAUCUGGAGCUCAAGGGGAGGGCGGAGAAGGUUAGGGAGGAGGUGGCGAGGGUUAGGGCGGAGUAUGUCGGGGAUGAGGGGUUGGAGGUGGGGCAUGGGGGGGUGGGAGUGCAGGGCAAAGAAGGGAGCGCGGUUGGGGUAGGUGUGGGUGGGUAA